AUGGCAGGUCCUUCGCUUCGAAACAUCAUCGUGAUCGGAGGCUCCUUCGUGGGGCGGUCGACAGCGCAGGAACUUGCAAAAAUUAUUCCCCCGACUCAUCGAGUCCUCCUGACGGAACCCCACAGUCAUUUCCACCAUCUGUUCACUUUUCCCCGCUUUGCUAUCGUUCCUGGGCAAGAACAUAAAGCGUUCAUUCCAUAUAGCGGACUAUUCUCCGCUGCAACAAACCCGGCUGCCCAUGGAGUGGUCCAAGCGAGGGUCUUGUCCAUCCAGCCUCAGCAUGUAGAGCUCGAUCGUGAGUGGCAGGGCUCGAAAAGUAUUCCAUUUGAUUAUGUGGUGGUCGCGACUGGAACUCGGCUUUCAAAGCCCGCUGCCAUGGAACACGACGAUAAGCCAUCAUCUGUCGAGUACUUGCAGAAGCAUCAAGGGGAUAUUAAGCGAUCAAGAUCGAUUCUCAUCGUUGGAGGUGGUGCCGUCGGUGUGCAGAUGGCAACUGAUCUCAAAGAGUACUAUCCGGACAAAGAGGUGACGGUCGUCCAGUCGCGGCCUCGUGUGAUGCCAAGCUUCCAUCCUCGGCUUCAUGAAAUCGUCAAACAGCGCUUCGACGACUUGGGAGUCCGACUCGUCACCGGAUCUCGCGUUAGGAUUCCCCCUGGAGGGUUUCCGAGCGACGGAAGUACUUUUAAUGUGCAGCUAACCAAUGGUACCACGGAAUCUACCCAGUUCGUGAUUUUGGCGACGGGGCAAACCCCCAACAACCAACUGGUUGCGAAUCUAAAACCCUCUACGCCUGAAGGCCAACCUGUGGUUAAUCCAGAUAAUGGAUUCAUCCGAGUUCGACCAACGAUGCAGUUCCUUGAUGACAAGUAUUCAAAUCUGUUCGCUGUGGGAGAUAUUGCCGAUACAGGAGCGCAAAAGGCUGCACGACCUGGCGCAGCCCAAGCGGCAGUGGUCGCCAAGAACAUCCGGGCAUUGAUCGAAGGACGUAAUCCGGAGGAGACUUUUGUCAAGGGACCCGGAGCCAUCCACAUUACUUUAGGCAUGAAAUACAAUAUGGUCUUCCGCAACCCAAAUACUGCAGAGGGCCAAACAGAACCUUGGGUUAAUGAGAAAAACGAUGGUCAAGAGGACAUGAACGUGGAGGCCAUGUGGCAGAGAAUGGGGAUCUCGGUCGAGAACUCGCGCCAAUUUCACCUAUGA
Molecule: messenger RNA, 1200 nt
Organism: Penicillium canariense
Lineage: Eukaryota; Fungi; Ascomycota; Eurotiomycetes; Eurotiales; Aspergillaceae
Product: NAD(P)/FAD-dependent oxidoreductase
Exons: 6
Coding region: 1-1200 (399 amino acids)
Cellular component (GO): cytoplasm
Molecular function (GO): electron-transferring-flavoprotein dehydrogenase activity; flavin adenine dinucleotide binding
Source: RefSeq, a predicted model, not a curated record